Messenger RNA from Aspergillus japonicus CBS 114.51, 1053 nucleotides. RefSeq names its product holo-ACP synthase. Lineage: Eukaryota; Fungi; Ascomycota; Eurotiomycetes; Eurotiales; Aspergillaceae. The record is from RefSeq and is a predicted model, not a curated record. The transcript has a single exon. The coding region runs from base 118 to 639 and encodes 173 amino acids. Gene Ontology annotation, biological process: fatty acid biosynthetic process. Gene Ontology annotation, molecular function: holo-[acyl-carrier-protein] synthase activity; magnesium ion binding.
AAAACCAGUCACCUGACCCGAGCCUCCCAUCCACAAUUUCUCUCCCUAGGCCUCUACACUCACCACCAUCAACAAACCCAUACACCCACCCAGCCACCCACACCAGCCAUAACCAAAAUGAAACCCCCGAUCCCCUUCCCCCUCGCCCUCAACAUCGGCACCGACAUCGUCCACCUCCCCCGCAUCGCCCGCCUCCUGACCCGCCACAACGGGACCUACCUCGCCCGCUUCACCCGCCGCAUCCUGCACCCCCGCGAACAAGCCGACUUCCGGGCGCGCUUCCCGCUGUCCUCCUCCCCGGUACCUCUACACAAUCCUCAAACCCAGUCCCAGGCCCAACCCCAAUCCCAGACUAAGUCCCAUCCCCAUCCCUCACCGCUCGAAUUUCCUGAGACAAUCACCCCGGACAUGACCCGCUGGCUCGCGGGGCGGUUCGCCGCCAAGGAGGCCGCGCGCAAGGCGGCGCCGCGGGGCGCCGCGCAGCUCGGGUGGAAGGAUGUGAUUGUGCGGGUGAGUGCGGUCGACGAGGGGCGGCCGGAGGUGGUAUAUCUGGGGGCGUCGGAGGGGGACAGGCUGGGCAAGUUGUCGAUCUCGCAUGAUGGGGAUUAUGUGGUUGCGAUGGUUUUGGCGGCGGGGUGAGUUUUUUGGGGGGGUUGUAGGGGUCUGGGGAGGGGGCUGCUUGUGGCGUUUGGGUGUUUGGGUGUUUGGGUGCUGUCUUGGUCUAUGGAUCAUUGGGUGGAGGGGGGAUAUAAUGGGUAAUGGGUAUUGCAGGAUGGGGAAAAGGGGGUAUGCUGUGGAUAAUAGGUCAGAUGUGCUGGAUUGGGGGUUAGACUAAUGGUAUCAGGGCUUGGAGGUUGGGGUUGUAGAUGAGGGUUGGGUUGUUGGAGGGUUGUGGUAUCGCAGCUUAUAAGUCAACAGCAUUAGGCUCUUGCUCUUGGAGCGUUCAGCGAGGCGAUAAUCACUGAGAUGGACUUACGUGUAUGAACGUGCUGCUCCUAAAUACCCCUGUAUAAUCAAAUGCGAUAGCGCAAUCAUAAUCAACCUAGGCAGAGC